AUCUGCUCACGCACAGUUGGUGGAGACAGCUGUGAGCUGAGAAUCUGCACAAGAUGACGGUGAAAGUAAAAAAACAACUACAAACCAGGAUGAAAAAGAUAGCCCUGCUGUUUGGUUUAUGGAGUCUUCUCUCUAUCUCACAUGCUCAGUUGCCAGAUACUGAAGAGGUUGAAGGUGAGGAAGAGGUGGUUGACCUUUUUACCACACCACGCACCAAGCUGGCUGCUGCAACCUCCGAUUUUGGCUACAACCUGUUCCGUCAGCUGGCAGCACGUGACCCAAAGGCCAGCGUCUUCCUGUCACCCAUGAGUAUCUCAGCAGCUUUCACGCAGCUCUCAAUGGGAGCAUCUGAACGAGCUGAGAAACAGAUUUACAGAGCCCUCCGCUACCACACUCUGCAAGACAGUCAGCUCCAUGACACUUUGAGAGACCUUCUCGCCUCGCUCAGGGUAUCUGCCAAGGGUUUUAACUCUGCAGAACGCAUCCUUUUGGCUAGGAAGCUCCGUCUUAAACUGGAAUACCUCAACAAUGUAGAGAAACAAUAUGGAUUACGCCCUCAAACUCUUGCGGGUGGAGCCAGGGACCUCAAAAUAGUUAAUGAUUGGUUUAAACAGCAGACUGGUGGAAAAGUGGACCAAGUCCUUCCUGCCCCUCUCCCUCGUAACACAGCUGUACUGCCUGUGGGGGCAGCCUUCUUCAAGGGUAAAUGGAUAACUAGGUUCAGCAAGGCUAACAAAAUGGAGAACUUCCAGAUGGAUAGUGAAGCGCCAGCUCUCAUACCCAUGAUGGAGCAAGAAAAUUACCCAGUAAAGAUGGGUGUUGACUCUGACCUUGGCUGCACAGUAGCCCAGGUUCCAAUGGAGGAUGGGGUCAGCAUGUUUUUCUUCUUGCCAGAUGAGGUGACUCACAAUCUGACUCUAAUAGAGGAGGCUCUAUCGGCUGAAUUUGUUCAAGACCUCUCCAAUACCCUUCACACAGUGCAGGCGCUGCUCACCCUGCCUGUUAUUAAACUCAGCUACAGUACAGAUCUGCUGCCCUCUCUCUCUGACCUGGGUCUCUCUGAAUGGUUGGCAGAGACAGACCUUAUCAAAAUUACCAGUCAACCUGUUAAGUUAAAUGCUGUCCAUCAUAAAGUUGUCAUGGAGACAGCUCCAGAGGGUACACAGUAUGCCAGCACCACCCCAACUGCCAAAGGUCAGUCACUGGAUCUAGCUUACCGUGUGGACCGGCCCUUCAUCUUUCUAGUCAGAGAUGAGCCAUCAGGGGCACUUCUCUUCAUUGGAAAAGUGCUGAGGCCCCGUGACCUGGAAAGGGUAUGAGACAGACACAGACACAGAUAUACAUGCAUACACACAAAUACCAUCAGUAUGAGCUAACUUUAGCCCAAAUAUUUAAACAAUAAGUUAUGACUGAAAUCGGGUCUUUUAGACUUUGAUCUGUACUGUGAUAGUUGGAUUUGGCUAAACUAUGCUUCGAUUCAGAGAAGAAUGAUUGUGAAGAUUGCAGUAACUACAAAAUCAACUAGAAAAAGUAACUUUAAAGCCAUUUUACUUAGUUUCAGUGUUGCCUUUGUAGGGCAGAAUGUCUCACAUUAAGACUUUACAUAUUUCAACUUACAUGACCAUUUGAGGCAAGAUUUCACCACAGUUUAUCUUCCCAUGAACAUUUUCUGCAUGCUUAUGCAAUACAAACUCACUCACAAGCAAGCAUUGGUAUGUGCACACAUUCAGUUAAGCUGUACAUUAAUUAUGAAUACGGGCCACUUAUGCUUUUCAGUAUGUACAUUUCAUUGAUAAACUCACUGGAUUUUAACGAUGCAAUCUGCAUUAGUUAUGCCGCAUAUUAAGAUGACGCUCAUAAAUCAGACUUUUCACAUGUUGGCAAAAAAUUCCAUAGCUAUCAGCAGCUGCUAAAAUGCCUAUGAAAUACAUGUUGUAUUGGCCAUCAUAUUUUGUAUCACAUUUUUAUUUUUGAGUUUUCAGUACGUUUAUCAUAUGGAUUUAAUUUACAUCCCUAAGAAAUGUUCAAAUUAAAUUCUAUUCAGUAGUUGACAUUCCAUAGAAUGUAGAACAUUCAGAACAUGUAUAUUAUGUUGAAUAAAAAAAAUAAAAAAAACGUAAUUAAAAAAUGAAAUAAAGAACAACUUGAGAAUCU
Messenger RNA from Myxocyprinus asiaticus (Chinese sucker), 2154 nucleotides. RefSeq names its product serpin peptidase inhibitor, clade F (alpha-2 antiplasmin, pigment epithelium derived factor), member 1 (gene serpinf1). Gene Ontology annotation, biological process: negative regulation of endopeptidase activity; negative regulation of angiogenesis. Gene Ontology annotation, molecular function: serine-type endopeptidase inhibitor activity. The transcript is spliced from 8 exons. NCBI's taxonomy places the organism in Eukaryota, Metazoa, Chordata, Actinopteri, Cypriniformes, Catostomidae. Bases 54 to 1319 code for a protein of 421 amino acids. The record is from RefSeq and is a predicted model, not a curated record.